AUGCCAUUUCCAAGCAACUUAAAAAGCAUGAUUCAAGCUCCCGAUUCAUUUAGGACUAAAGAUGAUAAAGAAAUUAAGCCAAAUGAAAGUAUUCAGAAAGUUACUGAUGUCCGGACACUGAAUGAUUCUUUGGAAGAGAAACAAUGUCAUUUGACAGAUCAACCAACUUUAAAGAAAGGUGUGAGUCAUGCCAAAAAGUAUGAGUGUGCUCUCUAUCUCUCAUCAGAAGAAUCAAAGGCUUCUGACACUAUUAUGCACUAUUUUUAUGGCAAGCCUGUCAUUGUUGAUUAUGAAGGAGGAUCCAAAGUCAUACAUUGUCACAAGAAUUGCACAGAAUGGGCCCCAAAUGUAUAUUUUAAAGAUGAUAAUGCAAUAAAUUUCGAAGUUGCGAUAAGUAGAAGUUGGCGAAGCAAAUGCAGUUUUGUAGACUUAAAGGAGCUGCACUUGGUUGUUAUGAGAAAAAUUAUUGCAAGAGCUUUCAUGAUACUUGUGCCAAGUCGACUCCUGGAUGUCGAUGGGAUAUGGAAAUUUUUGUCAUGUUAUGCCCUCUACAUGCCCUCCAAGUUACCAUAUGAAAGUUCAGGAUCUCAUCACAGGAACGAGACACUUGCAGCUACAAAAGCUAAAAGCUGGGAGGGGAUUCAGUUUUCGCGAUUCAUUUACAACAAGAAUAACAGAAAACUUCAACACUCACCUGAGAACUAUCUCUCUGCAAUCACUCUCCAUUCUUCAACAAAUCAUCUUCAUCAUCGCAGUUUCUUCAUCGCUGAAGAAGAAUCAUCAUCAAUCUUGCACCUUGAAACUCCUCUCCACAUUUCUCUGCGUUUCCUCUGCAAUCUUCAUCCAACGUUUCGAUCUUCAUCUUCAACGAAUCUUCAAUGCACCAUCAAUCUUUAUCGGUUGUUUCAACCUUCACGCUUCAUCAUCGAAUCUUCACCUUCCUCUAUUACCAAAACAUCACUGCAUCAACAAAGCAUCGCAAUUUCAAACAAUCUUUAUUCUGCAAUCAGCAACAACAAUACGCAUCGGGUGGACUCCGCUUGA
Molecule: messenger RNA, 1044 nt
Organism: Vicia faba (fava bean)
Lineage: Eukaryota; Viridiplantae; Streptophyta; Magnoliopsida; Fabales; Fabaceae
Source: the annotation of a GenBank genome assembly